AUGUGGUUGAAUAACAGCCCGAUAUUUACAUGCGUUCUGAUCUUGCUCCAUACGUUUGGAGCAAUUAACGGAAGCAAUCUUUCGGUGGAAGAAGUACGUGCCCGAAUCGCUCGCAUCCCACCGAAGCUGAAAAAUGUGCUGACACGCAUGACUAACGAGGUGGAGCCUCAAUUGACGACGGUGAUUGGUAACAAUACGAGAAUUAUUGGAGGUGUUCAAACCUCGAUCGAGGAAUACCCUCAUCAAAUUGCGAUUUUGUACCUAAACAGUCAAGUUUGUGGUGGUUCGGUAAUUUCGGACUCGUGGAUCGUCACCGCUGCUCAUUGUUUGGACUGGCAGCCAUUAACGUCCCAGAUUACGAUAAGAUACGGAAGUUCUUUGAGGAAUACUGGGGGAUCGAUUCAUGCCACCUUUUACUAUCAUCUUCAUGAAUCUUACGAUCCGUUGGAUUACCCGUACGAUGUGGCCACCCUGCGUGUUAAAACACCCUUCAGUGGCCCGGCAAAUUCGAUCAUCCCGUUAACCACAUCGGAAUGGACUGCAGGAGAAGUGACCGUCACCGGAUGGGGAUGGGACGAGAACCAGCGACAACCGGAUGUCCUACAUAAAGUGACACUGCCUGUCGUCGAUCGUAUCACCUGCAAUGUCAAAUGGGAAGGAACUGUUACGGAUGAUAUGAUAUGUGCCGGCGGUCAGGGCAUUGAUUCCUGCAACGGAGAUAGCGGUGGACCUGCGAUACAGAAUGGUGUUCUUUUCGGAGUCGUCUCGUGGGGUGCCGACAUUUGCGGUAACGGUUUGCCCGGAGUGUACACCAACAUUGCCCAUACGUCGAUCAGAAAUUUCAUCAAGCGUACCACGAUGGUGUAA
Molecule: messenger RNA, 867 nt
Organism: Uranotaenia lowii
Lineage: Eukaryota; Metazoa; Arthropoda; Insecta; Diptera; Culicidae
Product: trypsin delta-like
Exons: 4
Coding region: 1-867 (288 amino acids)
Biological process (GO): proteolysis
Molecular function (GO): serine-type endopeptidase activity
Source: RefSeq, a predicted model, not a curated record